This is a messenger RNA of Xyrichtys novacula (pearly razorfish), 1550 nucleotides long. The record is from the annotation of a GenBank genome assembly. NCBI's taxonomy places the organism in Eukaryota, Metazoa, Chordata, Actinopteri, Labriformes, Labridae.
UCAGUGGAGAACACCGUCCCUGAUGUCAUCAUCACUUUGGACGAUGUCCCAGGUGACAUUGUUCCAGUUUACAUCUCUUCCUCUGAAGAUGAUGUUGAUGAAAAUGAUGUUGAUGAUGCUGUUCUUGUUUUGGCAGGUGGAGAUAAAGGCAUGGAGGCUGAGGUGGCCUUUGAACAACAGGUGGACAUUGCGGGUGACGACAGUGACGACAGUGACAGUGACACUGAGCUCAAAUCAAAAUUCACUCCACUCACAACUUGUAUGGAUGUGGCCCACCAGCCAUCCCUAUACCUGUUCUCCCUCCAAGCAACCCUCCAGGACACACCACCCUGGGAGCCUCACAGCCCAAGGGCCUCGUCCCAACCGCCAUCCACCACAGCACCCAACCAGGACUCAACCUGGACCGAAGUGAUCACCCGAGGUAGGAAAACCACCAACACCAUCUCCUGGAACCCGGCUGGGCCUACCUCAAGCUCCACGCCGAGCAAUCCACUGCCCCACUCCGAGGUCCUCGCCGGCGGCAGGACAAAUCCCUCCAGCGAUGCCUCUACAGUCCGGUUGUCCCUCUCUCUUCUAGGCCCUUGAGCAUCCUCCUAUGCCUGCCAACACCAGCCCGAACCAGUCCCCUCUCAGCGGUGACGUGGUGGCGUCCUCCACAGCAGCUGCCGGAGCUCCCAUGGCUCCUACACGGCCACCCAGCGGAGCCCCCAGGCCUUCAUCCUAGUCCUUUCGGUGCCUUCGCGGCAUGCCGGCCUGAGGAUCCUGCGGCCUCCGCUCUUCUGGCGACCAGCCCCCGGGCGUCAUGCUGGCAUGAAGAACACCUCCCUGCCGGCGUGCGGAGAGAUUCCUGUGUGGCCUGCCCCUCUCUGUCGGUGCCUGGUCGCGCGCAGUGUCCCGGGACCCACCUUGACCACCGCUCGGAGAGACUGACUGUGUCCCCGCAAGAGGUUUCUCCGAGAUGCAGUCCAACGGAACUCUGCCGGGCCCGCCACCCCCCUGCCGCCCCAGACCGAAAUGGCAGACCAUCCCUGCUACCGCUGGUGUCCACCGCACCACCGAGACCUGGCAGCCCAGCCACCUGUCCUGCUUCGGGUACAGGAGCCAUGCAAUCCCCGCCACUGUUUCCCCCGACCACCUUGAUUGUCGGUGACAGCAUCGCACGAGGUAUCCGUUUUUUCAAUGCCAUCACUCGCUCUUUCCCUGGUGCAACUGUCGCCGACAUCACGGCAAAACUCCCCGGUCUUCUCCAGUCACUUCCUCCCUCUAUUCACCGUAUCAUUGUUCACGUCAGCACCAACGAGACGGCUCACCAACAGUCUGAACUGACCAAAAGUGACUUCAGAACACUUCUCCACAUCCUGCAGUGCAGCGGCAAAUCUGUUUUUAUAAGUGGUCCGCUACCAAUGCUGAUACGAAGCACUGAUCGAUUUAGCUGCCUCCUCAGCCUGAGCUCCUGGCUUCGAUCACUCUGCAGUACCUUCUCCACCCACUCAAUCCACAUCUGUUCUGGAACCUAUUGCCAUUUUUCUCCCAUGAUGGACUUCACCUAA